Molecule: messenger RNA, 602 nt
Organism: Tilletiaria anomala UBC 951
Lineage: Eukaryota; Fungi; Basidiomycota; Exobasidiomycetes; Georgefischeriales; Tilletiariaceae
Exons: 1
Coding region: 187-567 (126 amino acids)
Source: RefSeq, a predicted model, not a curated record
UCAAUCAAAGAAGGACUCGUGGGAAUUGUGAAGAGACACUAAUAACACAAGAACUGUUGUGUUCAUGCGAGCCGUCGUGAUCGACGCCUGCAGGAGUUACCCGCAUCAUCUCAUGGUCCUUUUGGCGGCGCUGUGGUUGUCCUUCCUGUUACAGGCGCCAAGUGAACCAGAGGGACUCUCUGAUUCAUGUGCACUUCCAGGCCAGGAGAUGAACGAUGCGACGCUCAAUGGUACCACUGUUAUCCGACCCCCGAUCUGCGGACGGCGAUUGUGGCAGGCAGCAUGAAGGCAUUGUUCAGAAGGGAGCUGGCGAGCGAAUAUGUAUUGUGCGGGUCAACGCAGGUCAAGCGGUUUCCAGGUGUUUGUUUGCUGCAACCGAUCACAUUGCGGGGUAGAAUAUGCAUGCAUGCAUUUGUAGCAACCUUCGGCACAUGUAGACGUCGGCCACGGGUCGGCUUGAUCGCUUGGUCCGUGAUGGCAUAUGCAUCUAUCUACCUUACGCUGCCGAAUGCAGGUGGCUUGCAGCCACUGCAUUCUGCAACUUACUGCUUCGUCACCCUCGACUAAUCCCGACUCGCUAACUUGUUGGGACUGUGGGAAGC